UGGGGGCUUUUUUUGUGGAAGGUUGAAAAGGAGAAAAAGAGCGCAGAGUGAUCCAUGUUGCGGUUAAAGCACAUUCUGAGCCUCCGGGCGCCGCGGACGCGGAGCUGCGCUUCCCCGGGAGUCAGACUCUCAUCCCGGGCUCCUUCGUGCCAAAGCCCUGGUGCCAGCUCGAGGAUUUACUGUGCGUGUUUGCUGCUGCUGCUGCUGCUCACACCGCGCGUGGACUCUUCAUGGUGGUACAUCGGUGCUCUCGGGGCCCGCGUCAUCUGCGACAACAUCCCAGGUUUGGUGAACAAGCAGCGGCAACUGUGCCAGCGUCACCCGGACAUCAUGCAGGCCAUCGGCGAGGGAACCAAGGAGUGGAUCAGGGAGUGCCAGCACCAGUUCAGACACCACCGCUGGAACUGCAGCACGCUGGACCGCGACCACACCGUGUUCGGACGUGUCCUGCUACGCAGCAGUCGCGAGGCGGCCUUCGUCUACGCCAUCUCGUCGGCAGGCGUGGUGUACGCGCUGACGCGCGCCUGCAGCCAGGGCAAGCUGAAGACGUGUCACUGCGACCCGCACAAGCGCGGGCGAGCCAGCGACGAGCGGGGGGACUUCGACUGGGGCGGCUGCAGCGACAACAUCAACUACGGCAUCAAGUUCGCCAAAGCCUUCAUCGACGCCAAAGAGAGGACGGUGCGAGACGCGCGAGCGCUCAUGAACCUGCACAACAACCGCUGCGGCAGAACAGCCGUGAAGCGAUUCAUGAAGCUGAAGUGUAAAUGUCACGGCGUGAGCGGCUCCUGCACGCUGCGCACGUGCUGGAUGGCCAUGUCGGACUUCAGGAAGACCGGCGACUACCUGAGGAGGAAAUACAACGGCGCCAUCGAGGUGACGAUGAACCAGGACGGGACGGGCUUCGCCGUGGCCAACAAAGCCUUCAGGAAGGCCACCAAGAACGACCUGGUCUACUUCGAGAACUCUCCGGAUUAUUGCUUACAGGACAAAGCAGCAGGUUCUCUGGGAACAGCCGGGCGCGUCUGCAACAAGACGUCGCGCGGCACCGACGGCUGCGAGGUCAUGUGCUGUGGGCGGGGCUACGACACCACGCGAGUCAAGCAGAUCACCAAGUGCGAGUGCAAGUUCAAGUGGUGCUGCGCCGUGGAGUGCAAGGACUGCGAGGAGGCGGUGGACGUGCACACGUGCAAGGCGCCCAAACGAGCCGAAUGGCUGGACCAGACCUGAGGACACGCCC
Solea senegalensis (Senegalese sole) is the source of this 1240-nucleotide messenger RNA. It is a transcript of the gene wnt2bb, whose product is annotated as wingless-type MMTV integration site family, member 2Bb. Gene Ontology annotation, cellular component: extracellular region. Gene Ontology annotation, biological process: cell fate commitment; canonical Wnt signaling pathway; neuron differentiation. The record is from RefSeq and is a predicted model, not a curated record. Gene Ontology annotation, molecular function: frizzled binding; cytokine activity. Lineage: Eukaryota; Metazoa; Chordata; Actinopteri; Pleuronectiformes; Soleidae. The transcript has 5 exons. Bases 55 to 1230 code for a protein of 391 amino acids.